Molecule: messenger RNA, 4530 nt
Organism: Drosophila guanche
Lineage: Eukaryota; Metazoa; Arthropoda; Insecta; Diptera; Drosophilidae
Gene: MEP-1
Exons: 6
Coding region: 37-3618 (1193 amino acids)
Biological process (GO): regulation of gene expression
Cellular component (GO): nucleus
Source: RefSeq, a predicted model, not a curated record
AGGCACACAUUCCACACACCAGAGAACAGUCAACAAAUGACUGAAGUCGAUGUCGUCUUGCCGGAGGGCGUGGCAGAGCCCACAACAAAGCUUGCCAGCGCAUCAAGUCCGACCAGAGGGAAGACCGACAUUGAAGAGAGCUCCACAGAGGCGGUAGAACUGGUCGACGAUGAGGAGAAGGCAGAGUCGGAGCCAGAGCCCGAGUCACGAGCCGGUGCUGAACCAGAGCCAGCUGCCAAGGAGGUGGAGGUGUCUUCCGGUGACAAGGAAAUCACAAAAGAGGCCGUUGCCGAGGCCUCGCCAGCUCCAGAAGAAGUGAUGGAUGUGAAUGAAACUGAAACCGUAACAGAGGAAGAAGACGGCGAGGACUCUCAGAUCACAAGCAGCAGUUCCAAAGAGCCCAAGCUGCCGGACGGUGAGGAAGAGAUGGAUACAGCGGAGGAGGAAACAGCGGCCACAACCAACGGCGAUCAUGAGCCAGAGGUUGAGGAAGACGAAGUGGAGAAGAUCGGCAGCACAGCUGAGAAUAGCUGCGAGGCCGAGGAUCCACUGGGAGCAGCCACAAUACAGCCCGACACAGAGGAGGAGGAGGCAUCGAGCGAAAAGAAAACGGGGCUGGCGGAUGAAUUGGAUGGUGAGGAGAGCAGCCAGCAAAGCGAGACCAUCAAGUCAGCCAGCGACGAGGAAGACGACGACGACGAGGAGGAGAGCAGCCGCGGGGAAAAAAAGGAAACGCUGAACGGGUUUGUGGCAAGUCCACAGAGUCCCGCGGCUAAGUCCAGCACCCAAAAGGAGAACGGACAGGCCAGCACUGCGGAGGCUAAGGCAGCGGCUACCAGCAACCACGACAUGAGUGUCGUUAAUCUGGACGAGGACAGCGACGAGGAAAUGGAAGAUAUGUCAGAUCUCAAGGAGCAGCCCGCCAAGCCAGCUUGCACCGAGAUGGCAGUGCAGCCGCCGCCUGUUUCGUCUAGCGGUGCCGAGUCUUCAGAUGAUGCAGUGCUGAUACCAUCGGACUCUGAUUCGGAGGCCGCAGCACCGCCGCCACCCAUCAAAAAGAGUCCAGUGGCUGCUGUAGCGCCCAAGCCAGCGCCACCACCUCCGCCGCCUGUGCUGGAUGACGAUGACGACGACGAUGACUGCGUGGUCAUUGAGGACGAUACGCCGCCAAGUAUUUCGAUGAGCGGAUUGGCUGGCAAGCGGAAGAGCGACCUCCACCUGGACGACAUGCACCAGCAGCCGAGCAACAAGAGGCAAAGGAGUAGCACGCCCCUGGGCCUGGGCCAGCUGACCAUAAAGGAUGCCCGCUCGCUGAUGCCACACGAAGCUUCCACGGGGUCCGUGGGACCCAGGGACUCCAUCUAUCCAGUGACCAUAACAAAUGCGGCGACUGGGGCGGCCACCAAUCUCGGCUUGACGCCGCCCAAGCUGGCGCCCAUGUCGGGAAACAACGCGAAUCCCCAGCUGAAUCCCCCGACCCUGUCCCUCACGGGCCUGCCCAGCAUGACCAACAACGCCAAUCUCCUGCCAGGACUCACUGACGACAUGUUCGUCCUCGAGGCGCCAUCGUUCAUUGUGCCCUACAUCUACGAGAAGCCGCCCCACGAGAACAUUCGCGAGGUCAUCAGAUCCAUUGAGACGACGUACGCGCUGUCGCCCGAAGAUCUCGCCGAGGCGGUUAAGGGCGACGAGUUCGACAUGAUGACCGAGCAGAACAAGGAGGUGAAGCCAGCGGACCCCUCCGCCGAGGGCAAGAAGAAAAAGAAGCGCGGAGACGAUGAGUCGUGGUCGGAGCAGUCGGAUGACGAUGACGAUGAUGAGGACGACGAUGACUCGGAGUCCGGGGUGCGCACCAAGGUACUAAUCAAGGAGGCCAAUGAUGACCUGACUGCCCUCAAGGGAGCCAUCAAGCCAGCCGCAGCACUGGCGGCCACAGGUGGAGUGGUGCCGGCCACCAAUGCGGCAAACAGCGGCAAGCCCGGCCAGGAGAAUUACUUUGAGAGUCCGCUGGGCAAGUUCUUCAUGGACAUUGGCGUGGGUCUCGUGCAGGAGUAUGUCCAGGCGGAUCUGUUGCGACUACAGAAGCGCAAGAUGCGCAAAUCGCUCACGCGCGAUCCCAAGGACUUUGAGAUGGCAAUCACCGCGCUGUCGGGCAACCUGCAGGCCUCCAAGACGAAAAACGCACCCUUCAAGUUCACGAUGAAGCGCUGCGAGUUCUGCAACUUCAAGUCGGAGUCGGCCCUCUCCAUGGCCAACCACUACGAGACGCCGCACAUGAACGGCGUGCUGUACAAAUGCAAUUUCUGCACCUUCGAGAUUCGCAAUGCCACAGAAAUUGUCUACCACAUGGAGGCGGUGCACAACAUCAAGGCGCGCCUGAUCAAGCCACUGCCCUACCACCAGUGCCCCAACUGUGGCUUCGAGGACAACGGCAAGGCCAAGCUGGCACGCCAUCAGCCGGUGUGCGCCAAGAAGUUCCGACCGGAAUUGAAUCUGGCGCCACCCAACGACUGGGAGGCACCCGCCAAGAUACCACGAAUCAAGCCCAGACAUGGGCUUGUGGGCACAGCCACCGCCUAUCAGGCCAUGGCUGCACAAGCAGCGGCGCAAAAGGCUGCAUUGGCCACCAUUCAACAGCAGCAGGCGCAGGCUCAAGCAAGGAAUCUGCAGGCGGCUGCCCUGGCCGCGCAGAAUGCGGCCAAGAUGCGACAACGUGCCCCGCCGCCACCUAAGCCCAAUAUGGUGCGAAGUCCUCAGACGCCAGUGCGCGGAGCCGUGGCCAAUACGGGACUCGCCACAAUGCCCAAUAGCUACCAGCUGGCCGCGGGACAGCUUGUCCAGCAGGCAUCCAAGAAGCCGAUGGCAGGACAGCCCAGCAUUUCCAUAACGCCAUUACCUCGCCAAAGUGCGCUCGUCGGUGGUGCGUCGCCCUCGUCCAGCAAGGUGCCGCAAACGGCAGCUGGCAUGAAGCCCGGCCAGACGCCCCCAGGCAACAACAAGGCUCAGUUUGUCAUCUGCGAGAUAUGCGAUGGCUACAUCAAGGAUCUGGAACAGCUGCGCAAUCACAUGCAGUGGAUGCACAAAGUGAAGAUACAUCCCAAGAUGAUCUACAAUCGACCGCCACUGAAUUGCCAAAAGUGUCAGUUCCGCUUCUUUACGGAUCAGGGACUGGAGAGGCAUUUGCUGGGCUCCCACGGCUUGGUCACCAGCUCCAUGCAGGAGGCGGCCAACAAGGGCAAAGAUGCCGGUCGCUGUCCCGUUUGUGGCAGGAUGUACCAAUGGAAGCUGCUGAAUCACGUAUCGCGCGAUCAUCACAUGACCCUGAAGCCCGCACAUUUAUCGUACAAGUGCACCGUGUGCACGGCCACCUUUGGGAUGUACAAACAGUUCGAAACGCAUGUGUACACCGCCCACAGCACGGUGGCCCGCAAGGCGAUGGACAGCAAGAAGAGCAGUGCACAGUCCAGUGGCUCCACCUCUGCGUCCAUAUCGCGUUCCCUGGGUGCUGCCAACGACUCGCUGCUGAAGCCGCUGAAGAUCAACGAUGAGAUCACCAUCAUACCACAGCCCGCAUCGAAGCCACGCAUCACAAAUAUGGAGAGUCAUGUUAUAGAUUAAACAGAGCUGAGUUGGAUCAACCAAAAACCUAAUCUCGCAUAGUUUUCAGCAUUGGCAGGCGCUUUACCAUUAGGUUUAGUUUUCUAAGGCAGAUCUGUGACCUCGUCCACGUUCCCACAACGAUGUGUAGCACGGGUCAAAUCCAUUUAGUUUCGUAAGCCGCAAAGUGUAUAAAAGUGUAAGGAAAAACAAGAGUGUUGGUAUAUAGUAGCCCCCCAAACCGUUCCCUUUCCCUUUGUCCCGGCAUAAACUAAAGUAAAUUAUGAUACAUUUAAAUCUUUCACACACACCAGCUAGCUAUCCAGGAGACACUAACUUAAACGAUAAAUCAGAAGUACUAUUGUAAUUACGGAUUACGGACUAUAUUUAUGCAACGUUUUAGAGUGUGGACUGUGUUGAAGUUGUAGCUACUACUAAUAUACAUAUAUGAUACAUAUACGAUGAUACAUACACACACAAAUACGAGUACAUUUAGCUGUAGACUAUAUAUAGUGCAUAAAUAUAACUUAAGCAUAUAUUUCGAAAGUGAAAGAUAGCCGCCAGAGCGCAUCGUCUGCAUGAUGACUAUGUAAAUUAGUUAAAAACUAAACAACUAUUUAUACGACAAACUUCGAGUAUCCAAAAUUGUGUGUGUUGCAGAAUGUAUAUACAUUUUGAAUGGCCCCGACCCGCAACCCUGACCCUAUCCAUAAUUCAAUAAUACCUGAACCCGUAAUAGAGCAUGUGUAGACAAGGUGGAGACUCCUUGCAACUGAUCUUAGAGACGGAGGUUCAACUCUUUAACUUAUAUUACUUAUUAGAACAUAAAGAUUAAAGCAUAUAUAUAUCAUCUACCCUAACUCUUAAGAUCAAUGUACUACAGUUAUAAAGCAACAAACAACAACAACAAAACACAACUGAAAAUGAGAAAAA